Caenorhabditis elegans is the source of this 3012-nucleotide messenger RNA. It is a transcript of the gene cul-2, whose product is annotated as Cullin-2. The record is from RefSeq and is marked reviewed. Gene Ontology annotation, molecular function: ubiquitin protein ligase binding. Gene Ontology annotation, cellular component: Cul2-RING ubiquitin ligase complex; cullin-RING ubiquitin ligase complex; cytoplasm. NCBI's taxonomy places the organism in Eukaryota, Metazoa, Nematoda, Chromadorea, Rhabditida, Rhabditidae. Gene Ontology annotation, biological process: protein catabolic process; ubiquitin-dependent protein catabolic process; protein ubiquitination.
CUUCUCCACCAUAUCCCCGAAAAUCUUCAGUGUAACCUCCACAGGAAACCGGUCCGAGGUUCACCGUCCACAGGCAAAACUGGCGUCGAAUACACAGCCGACAUCGAAUCGUACGACACUUGGCCGCCGUAAGGCAAUUUCUGACGACAAUUUUCCCGUCGUUGAGCCGAUAUUGAAGAAAAUUCGUCCACCUCGUCCACAGGUUAUGUACUCACUGAAGCCAAAAGUUGUGGAAUUUGACAAAGUAUGGGUGCAGUUGAGACCAUCUAUCAUUGAUAUCAUCAAUUUGCGGCCGAUCACCAAUGUUCAGUGGCAUCACAAGUUUAGUGACGUCUACGACAUUUGUGUAUCGAUACCGACUCCAUUGAGCGAGCGAUUGUAUAAUGAGGUGAAGGCUUGCAUUCAAGAGCAUGUUCGACAAAAGCGUCAAGAUAUCGUCGAUGUUGAUCCGGAUCUGUUGCUUCAGGAAUAUCACAAAAUGUGGAGAGUUUUCCAUGAGGGAGCCAUCUUUAUUCACCGUCUCUUUGGAUACCUGAACAAACAAUUCGUAAAACAGAAGCGAUGCACCGAUUUGGACAAUUUCGCGCAGUACGCCGCUUUUCUGCAGAUUCCAGACGUCAAGGAGAUCGGAUGUCUCGCACUAGAAAUCUGGAAAGAAGACCUCGUGAAGACCAUUCUCCCGCAGCUCGUCAAACUUCUGCUCAUCGCGAUUGACAAUGAUCGGAAAGGAAACUUCCCGCAUAUCGCCAAUGAAGUCUCCGGCGUCAUUAACAGCUUCGUUAAGAUGGAGGAGACGGAUUUCGACGUUGUACCGGCAGAAGGAGCACGCUAUAAGGCUCGCGAGUCGACAACGGCGUUCUAUCAGGAGAGCUUUGAGAAACCGCUUCUUACGGAUACGGAACAGUACUAUUCGGCGCUCGCACAAAAAAUGCUCACCGACCUCAGCUGCAGUGAGUACAUGGAACAGGUUAUAGUGCUCCUCGAACAAGAAGAGAUGCGUGCGAAGAAGUAUCUCCACGAAUCGUCGGUGGAGAAAGUUAUCACGUUGUGCCAGAAAGUUAUGAUAAAAGCUCACAAGGAUAAACUUCACGCAGUGUGCCAUGAUCUCAUUACUAAUGAGGAGAACAAGGACCUCCGCAACAUGUACAGACUGUUGAAGCCCAUUCAAGCGGGACUCUCGGUAAUGGUUAAGGAGUUCGAGGAAUAUGUGAAGAAGAAGGGGCUCGAGGCGGUGUCGAGGCUCACCGGCGAGAAUGUACCCCAGCAAUUUGUGGAGAAUGUGUUACGGGUGUAUAACAAGUUCAAUGAUAUGAAGACUGCUGUGUUCAUGGACGAUGGCGAGUUCUCUAGUGGACUCGACAAGGCGUUGCAGGGAGUCGUGAACUCGAAGGAGCCAGGACAGUCGGUGCCGAAGGCCAGUGAGCGGUUGGCGAGAUAUACGGAUGGGUUGCUCAAAAAGUCCACGAAAGGACUAUCGGAGACGGAUUUGGAGGCGAAACUCGACAGUGCAAUUGUGAUUUUCCGCUAUAUAGAGGAUAAGGAUAUAUUCCAGAAGUUCUACUCGAAAAUGCUCGCAAAUCGGCUUAUAGCAAGCACAUCGAUAUCGAUGGACGCCGAGGAGCUGAUGAUUAACAAGUUGAAACAGGCGUGUGGUUAUGAAUUCACCAGUAAACUGUCACGAAUGUUCACCGAUAUCGGGCUUAGCCAGGAGCUAUCGAACAACUUUGAUAAGCACAUUGCGGACAUUAAAACUGUGCAGCCCGACGUGAAGUUUGUGCCGACACAGACGAUGAUUCUGCAGGCAGGUAGCUGGCCGCUCAACGCUCCACAGCUCUCUACGAAUUCGAAUAAUCAGACCGCACAAGACGUGGCCAACUUCCAUCUGCCACGUAUCCUGCAGCCUGUGAUUCAGGAGUUUGAGAAGUUCUACACUGGGAAGCACAACGGGCGAAAACUGACAUGGCUUUUCAAUAUGUCACAGGGAGAUGUCAGGCUUACAUACCUCGAUAAGCAGUAUGUCGCACAGAUGUAUGUCUAUCAGAUGGCAGCGCUGCUUUGCUUUGAACGUCGCGAUGCUAUCCUCGUUAAGGACAUCGGAGAGGAGAUUGGUGUGAGCGGUGACUAUCUGCUAAAGACGAUUCGAACGAUUUUGGACGUUACCCUGCUGACGUGUGAUGAUCAGAAUCUAACGGCCGACUCGUUGGUUCGUCUGAACAUGUCGAUGACGUCGAAACGGAUGAAGUUCCGGCUUCAGGCGCCACAAGUGAAUAAGGCUGUCGAGAAGGAGCAGGAGGCCGUCGCGAAUACUGUUUCACAAGACCGAAAGUACUAUAUGGAGUGCGCAAUUGUCAGAAUUAUGAAGACCAGGAAGGUUCUGAAACACAAUGCACUUGUCACUGAGAUAAUGGACCAAACGAAAGGCCGCUUCUCGCCCGACGUACCAUUCAUCAAAAAGAGCAUUGAGGACCUUAUCGAGAAAAUGUAUAUUCAGCGAACCGAUCAAAAUGACGAGUAUCAAUAUUUGGCCUAAUUCUCUCCCCCUAUUUGCGUGUUUUUUCCCUGAGAGGCAAAAAACUAAAAUUUAAAAUUUACACUGUGUAAAUGACUCUGAAACAUGCCAUUCAAAAUCCCCACUAUAAUUUUAUUUUUCAAGAUUUUCUAACAAUGAUUGCUUUUUUUCCAAAUUGAACUGUACUGAAAGUAAAUCCCCUCGCCCCUCAUCUUACAUAUUUUAUAUCAUUUUUUGCUGGAGCUGCGCAACGGGGAAUCAUCAAACUGUUUAUUGGAAUACCUAUUUUUAUACUUUUGGAGCCCUCAAAAACUGAAAAUCGCGGGAAAUUCUCUGUUACUCCCGACAAACGGCUAUUUGCCUAUAAAACCAACCAGUCCGUAGCCUCUCCUUGAAAAUGUAUAUGUACUAUAUUUGUCUUUUUUUUGUGUUCUAUCCUCCCUCCUCAAGCAACUAUUUUUUCUCCGGAAUCUCUAUGAUUACGAUAAAGUAGACAAUUAUCC